UCCUCAGGGACCUGUGCUGCCAUCUGUGUCUUCAAGUGCAGCCACCUGAGCAAGACACUCACUUCAGAAACACCUGCUGUGGCUUUCUCUGAUGAUGACUUUUUUCUUCCAGACCACAAACUGCCUGGAGAAACCUGUCCCUGUGCUGGCAAUGGCCUCUCACCAUGUGAUCACAGUCCAGCCCCAGGUUUCCCUUGCCAGGCAGGCAGGCAAGUGGCAGUCAGGGCUGCUGGGCUGCUGCUCUGACUUUGGUAUCUGUAUUUGUGGAGCCUUCUGCUAUCCCUGCCUGGGGUGCCAAGUGGCUGGUGACAUGGAUGAGUGCUGCUUGUGUGGGACCAGCGUGGCCAUGAGGACCCUGUACCGCACCAGAUACAACAUCCCGGGCUCCAUUAUGGACGACUGGGUCUCCAUCCUUUGCUGCCCCUGCUGCUCGCUGUGCCAGCUGAAGAGGGACAUCAAGCGGAGGAGGGAGCUGGGCAUAUUCUGGUGAGCUGUGGGUGCUGGCAUGACCCCGCA
Molecule: messenger RNA, 516 nt
Organism: Colius striatus (speckled mousebird)
Lineage: Eukaryota; Metazoa; Chordata; Aves; Coliiformes; Coliidae
Product: placenta-specific gene 8 protein
Exons: 3
Coding region: 92-490 (132 amino acids)
Biological process (GO): positive regulation of transcription by RNA polymerase II
Source: RefSeq, a predicted model, not a curated record